Molecule: messenger RNA, 967 nt
Organism: Exophiala mesophila
Lineage: Eukaryota; Fungi; Ascomycota; Eurotiomycetes; Chaetothyriales; Herpotrichiellaceae
Exons: 1
Coding region: 239-880 (213 amino acids)
Biological process (GO): dGTP catabolic process
Cellular component (GO): cytosol
Molecular function (GO): 8-oxo-7,8-dihydrodeoxyguanosine triphosphate pyrophosphatase activity
Source: RefSeq, a predicted model, not a curated record
AAAUUUGGGGUAUAUAUAUUCUCCCCAUCUACUGGCCUUCUUCCUUUUUAUGUCCCAUCUAACACCAGACACACUCUAAAUCUAUCAUAUCUUGGAUCCGAUAACUCUUUCCCCAUCUUUUAAAAUAUAUCAGAGAAAAAGAAGAUCUAAUUCGCUGAAAACUCAGGAGCAUCAGAGCCUCUCUCCCGAAGAUAUCAUCAAUCAAGGUCGAUCUCUGGACCUCUUGACAACACCUGCAAUGAGUCCUCUCCCAGCCAACCAGGUGCCCCGGCUCGGGGUUGCCGUCUUUAUUUUACAUCCGUCGUCGGACCCGGACUCGCGAGAAACCAAGUUUCUAUUAGGCCAGCGACUUGGCUCGCAUGGCGCCGGCACAUGGGCUCUUCCAGGCGGACAUCUCGAAUUCGGAGAGUCAUUUGAAGAAUGCACCAUUCGCGAGAUCAAGGAGGAGACGGGCCUGGAUGUACAAGAUGUUGGGCUGUUGACCAUCACCAAUGACGUGAUGGAAAGCGGCGUAGUUGGCAAAGGUUGGGAUACUCAAAUCGAGGGAAUCCAGGGUUGGUGGAUGCAUUAUGGAACCAUAUUUAUGGUGGCUACUGUCGAUCCGUCGACGAGAUUAGGGUCUGACGGAAUGCCACAGGCCGAGCUGAUGGAACCAGACAAAUGUUCUGGUUGGGAAUGGGUGACAUGGCAGCAAUUGGUUGGAUGGGGAGAGAGACAGAUUCGAGAUGAGGGUCUUGAAGAGCAAGCGGGCAGACCAUUGAUGAUCUCAGCUACCCAGAAUGGCGACAAUGACCUCCAUCCGCGACUGUUUAUCCCUAUGCUGAAUCUGCUCUUGCAGAGACCCGGGGUCGAACCGACGUUGGGUCGCCAGGCGUGGUGAGGCGACGUGUGGAGAGGCUUAGCAAGGAGCGAUUACCCAAUGGAUAGGUGUAUUGACCAAAUGCUAUAGAACUGAAAUCAUUUGAUG